Molecule: messenger RNA, 516 nt
Organism: Papaver somniferum (opium poppy)
Lineage: Eukaryota; Viridiplantae; Streptophyta; Magnoliopsida; Ranunculales; Papaveraceae
Exons: 2
Coding region: 1-516 (171 amino acids)
Source: RefSeq, a predicted model, not a curated record
AUGUCACCCACUGGUUAUUUCAUAUCACAAGUCAAAUAUGCAUCUGAGAUUCUACAGCGUGCAGGGCUAUCUGACAAUAAGGUAACUGACACACCUCUUGAAUUGAAUGUAAAAUACAGUCCUAUAGAUGGGACUCUAUUGUCUAAUCCAACACUGUAUCGUCAACUAGUAGGGAGUCUAAAUUACUUGACCAUUACGAGACCAGACAUAAGUCAUGCAGUUCACAUAGUCAGUCAGUUUAUGUCUGCUCCAAGAUCUACUCAUUAUGCAGUUGUUCUCAGAAUUCUAAGAUAUAUCAAGGGGUCUCUUCAUCAAGGUCUGUGUUUCUCAUCCAAGUAUGAUCUCACUCUUCAAGCUUACUCAGAUUCUGAUUGGGCUGGGGAUAUUACAGAUAGAAAAUCUAUUACAGGCUAUUGUGUGUUCUUGGGAGACUCGUUGAUUUCAUGGAGAAAGUUUGAUAAAGAUGGAAAAGGAAUUCAACUCGGUGAUCUUUACUGGGAGAGCAAAAUACCUUGA